AGAAGUCUUGGCUAUGAUACAAACAGUGAUGGAAAACAUAUGAGCAGUAACAAGUUUUAAUCUCUCUCGUCAGUACUAAAAUGGACUAAUCUGUAGAAGCAGUUUAUUCAAGAUCACCAGGGUGCCAGCAACAUCAGGAGAAUUUUUUUGAAGAUUAGCACAUGGUGGAUUAAUUCUACUUCCAAGACGACUGCUCUUUUCUUACAAGUCCUAGAUUGGUCCUCUACUCUAAGACAACAUGAAGGAAUAUGUGCUCCUACUGUUGUUGACUUUAUGCUCUGCCAAACACGUCUUUAGCCCUUCAUACAUGACAUUAAAGAAUAUGAUGCUGAAGGACAUAGAAGAUUCAGACGACGAUGAAGAUGACAAUGAUAACUCUCUUUUUCCAACAAGAGAACCAGUUAACCCCUUUUUUCCAUUUGAUUUGUUUCCAACAUGUCCCUUUGGAUGUCAAUGCUACUCGAGAGUUGUUCACUGUUCCGAUCUAGGUUUGACCUCAGUCCCAAGCAACAUUCCAUUUGAUACUCGAAUGCUAGAUCUUCAAAACAAUAAAAUCAAGGAAAUAAAAGAAAAUGAUUUUAAAGGACUCACUUCACUUUAUGGUCUGAUUCUGAAUAACAACAAGCUAACAAAGAUUCACCCAAAAGCCUUUCUAACCACAAAGAAGCUGCGAAGGCUAUAUUUGUCCCACAACCAACUAGGCGAAAUACCACUUAAUCUUCCGAAGUCAUUAGCAGAACUCAGGAUUCACGAUAAUAAAGUUAAGAAAAUACAAAAGGAUACAUUCAAAGGAAUGAAUACUUUACAUGUUCUGGAAAUGAGUGCAAAUCCUCUCGAAAAUAAUGGGAUAGAACCAGGGGCGUUUGAAGGAGUGACAGUGUUCCAUAUCAGAAUUGCAGAAGCAAAACUAACCUCAGUUCCUAAAGAACUACCAUCAACUUUACUGGAGCUUCAUUUAGAUUAUAAUAAAAUUUCAAAUGUGGAGCUGGAGGAUUUUAAACGAUACAAAGAUCUGCAAAGACUGGGCCUAGGAAACAACAGAAUCACAGAUAUUGAAAACGGAAGUCUUGCUACUAUACCACGUGUAAGGGAAAUACAUUUGGACAACAAUAAACUUAAAAAAAUCCCUUCAGGAUUACAGGAGUUGAAAUACCUCCAGAUAAUCUUCCUUCAUUCUAAUUCAAUUACAAAAGUGGGAGUGAAUGACUUCUGUCCAACAGUGCCAAAGAUGAAGAAAUCUUUAUACAGCGCCAUAAGUUUAUUCAACAACCCGGUGAAGUACUGGGAAGUACAACCUGCAACAUUCCGCUGUGUUUUGGGCAGAAUGAGUGUUCAGCUUGGGAACUUCAGAAAGUAAUAAUCAGUAACGUCUAUUAUUUAAUAUGAAACUCAAAAAUCCUUACAUUUGGAAUACUUGAACUCUAUCAGUAGUGGUGGUAUUAUACACACAUGCAAAAAUCUGUUCCCAAAUUUUAAGGUUGUAAAUUAGGUACAUAACGAGGCAAGUCCACUGACUUAUUUUGUGACAAAAAAAUUCACCAGAAUUUUGCAAAAUUAUUGUUACAUUGGGAUUAUGAGAAGGAUUGUUGACGUUUCCUUUUGCAUAUAAAUGAUUUUGCAUGAAUCUCAGGCUUGACCAUCUCUUUCUCAGUAACAAACAUGUAAGUCGUUCAGUAUUUAAUACUUUGUUAUCAAGUACAUUUUAAAAGGAACAGUACUGUAAAUGAAAUGCUUCAUUUAGCAAAAUUUGUGCUUCUUCACUUGCUGUCAGAAAAGAAAGUUAAAAAGACAGCCACAUGAAGAGUACGCUGUACUAUUUUUCUUCUUUUCGUCAAUAACUCGGGUAGUAGUGUAAUAUUUCGGAGGAUGAUAGAGUAUGGUUUGAUAUAAUCAUAUUCAAAUUCUCACAUCUUAGGGCCUUAUUUUCUUUACAUUUAAAACUAAUUUCUUACAAUAAAGACUUCAGUAAGUGUUUUUUUACCAACUCAACAAAUGCUAUUCAUGAAAGCUGGUUUUCAGACUAUACUACAUGCUUUCCUUUUUUAAUUAUUAUUAUCUAAAAAAAAAUUUUUUUUUUAUUUUUAAUUAUUAAGUCUCUGUAAAAAUGUGUAGUGAGUGUUUAUAUAAAAUCUGCAACUCACAUUUUUUAUUAUCACAGUUAUUAUAAGCUUAUAAUGACAUGCCCGUUGUUAGGUUAUACAACAUUGUAACCUCUACACUUAAGAGUACUUUUGAAAUAUCCCAUUUGGAAGAUCUGAAAAGCCUGGAUACUAUCAAUUCUACUCCAAAUUUUCUCAAAUAUGCUCAAACUGGAAAAUUCUGAAAAACACACCUGGUGUAACUAAAUAGGCAAAGUGUUAAAUAAAACAGACACAACUGAAAGCUCUGUAUAAAAGUUAAGAGUGCUUUAUGUAUUUUUUAUCGGCAUUCAAAAUAAGCUAAAUAAAAUUAUAAAAUAAAGAAAACAUCAUUAAAAGCAUUUGUUUGAAGUAAAA
Molecule: messenger RNA, 2495 nt
Organism: Loxodonta africana (African savanna elephant)
Lineage: Eukaryota; Metazoa; Chordata; Mammalia; Proboscidea; Elephantidae
Gene: ASPN
Product: asporin
Exons: 9
Coding region: 239-1357 (372 amino acids)
Molecular function (GO): protein binding
Source: RefSeq, a predicted model, not a curated record